Molecule: messenger RNA, 3661 nt
Organism: Alosa sapidissima (American shad)
Lineage: Eukaryota; Metazoa; Chordata; Actinopteri; Clupeiformes; Clupeidae
Gene: ticam1
Product: toll-like receptor adaptor molecule 1
Exons: 3
Coding region: 812-3058 (748 amino acids)
Biological process (GO): response to exogenous dsRNA; positive regulation of myeloid dendritic cell cytokine production; positive regulation of natural killer cell activation
Molecular function (GO): protein kinase binding
Source: RefSeq, a predicted model, not a curated record
ACGCUUUGUGUUGUAAGCAAUUCCAAUCAAACGUGUUGAUCAAUAUGUUUACCCAGACGACGUAAUUUGUAAAUUCAUUGACAAUUUGAAAAGCUAAAUCCGGGUUAGACAGAGGCGUCUUUCUGUUUCCGUGUUGGCCUGUUCCAUAGACUGAUACAGUCUAUGGCCUGUUCUUAGUAAGCACAACUCUGCUGUAACACAACUACGUCUUCAUCUCCAUGUAAUGCACAGUGCUGAUACCGAUCGGUCCGAGUAGACGAUAAAGUCGAAAAUGUUUGAUUAGUGUUUGACCUCGCUAUAGGGUUUUAUAUUUGUCUUUAAGUAGGCCUACAAUGUGACAAAAAAAAACAUCCAUCGGGUCGUCCAUGGGAGAGUCAUGCUUCCCUCUACUGGCCCCACUAAUGCAUUGAAAUGCUGGACCUAAGUUUGAAACGUAUUCAUUCCCUGCCCUUGCUCCUUCCUAUAUAAAGCCUUCUUAGAGUCGAUACAAGCACAGUAACGUGGUCGUACGAUAAUGCUACAAAACUAUAAAAAGCAGACAUUCUCUGAUAAAAGUCAGAUUAAAACGAUCUUCCGUCUUCCUUUAUUUGGUAUCGGUUUCCGGGUUACCUAACCAAAGUGCUCUCUGAACACUUCCUGGAUAUUCAAAACACGUUCGCCGUCACUUCUUCGAAAACCUAAGUUCGGCAUCAAGGACUUACUGAUCAGCACUGUACAAAUGAUGCAUCUCUACUCUCUCUAAUGUCACUGGGCCAAACAAUAAUGACUGAUCACAUACACGCAUGUACUAGAGGAACCCCACUACAGAGGCAUGGCAGAGCAGGGUGGAGGGAACAGCCAGAGGGAGAGGGCCGCAGUGACAGGGCCAGACCUGCAGGGGGCCUUUGAGGUGAUCUGCCACACCCCUGAAGAGCGACUGCUGAGUAUCACACUGCAGAUGGGUGGCGAGAAUGGCUCUGCGGAGCAAUUGGUCCAGGCCAUGGCCCUCAUCGCCCUGCGGAGGGAGGCCGACGCUCUGCAGCGGCUACACGCCCUUGGCGGCCAUCGCAUCGCCGCUUACCUGGCCGGCCAGGUGAGCGCCAGCCAGGGGCAGCUGGAGGACCUCAGGGUGGACACGUUCGAGCCACCAGAGCCCCGUGUGGACACGCUUCGCGAGCUGGCGCGGAUCUACCGCGUGCUGGUUCAGGAGCGGCUGUGCGAGGCCUCGCUGCGCGAUCAGGCCUACCAGGCUGCCCUGCUGGAGUGCAGGAACAGCAGCAACGACAGCAACAGCAACGACGGGGAAGAGCUGCGCCACACAGGCACUUCCUACCUGAACGACCUCAUAGAGGAAGUCCGAGGUGCCUGUGGCGUGGAGAUGAGCUUGAAGGCCCUGCGGAUUAGCUCGAACAGCCCCCAGCCCCUCGCCACGGUCACCAGCCAGGCGGAGGGCAGCCGUAGCCAUCCCACGUCCCUCACCUCCUCCACCUUCAGCUCGAGCUCUCUGCCCAGCCACCUGGAGAUCAGCGCCACCCCAACACAGCCUUUGGGCGGCGCCAGCCACACACACUCACUGCAGAUCUCCACACAAACACAGGCCGCGCAGCAGAACACACACACACAGGCUACGCAGGAUACCUCUAUACACACACAGGCUACGCAGGAUACCUCUACACACACACCCAACUCACUCACGGGUGGUGCCUCUACACACACACCCAACCCACACACUGGUGCCUCUACACACACACCCAACUCACUCACAGGUGCCUCUACACACACACCCAACCCACACACUGGUGCCUCCUCUGCAGGUACUGCUCUGGUGGGGCGGGAGGCAGAGGGCUGUUCAGGCCCAGGGUCUGCAUGUCGCACGGGUGCGGAUAACGGCAACGCUGCUGCUGCCCCUGGUCCUGCACCUGCUGCUGCUGCCCCUGGUCCUGGUCCUGCCCCUGGUCCUGCCAUGCUGGACAUGCCCAGCCACCCCCCCACCCAGUGCUCAGGUAGGGGCGGGAUGCAUCAGCUCGUCACGUCCAUCAGCACAUGUGUGGAGACGCAGCGUCCACCUGAGCCCGUCCUCCCCGAAUUCUCCCGCUCCGUCAGCGCGCCCGAGGCGACGUCACGGCGGCAGGGGGAGGACGAGGACGAGGGGGUGGUGUUCUACGCGUUCGUUAUCCUGCACGCCCCAGAGGACGAGGCGGCGGCCGAGGAGCUGCGCAGUAAGCUGGAGAGUGCCACAGAGGGGACCGGGGCCACGUUCUCCCAGGACUUCCACAUCCCGGGCCGACACGCGCUCAGCUGCAUAGACGACGCCAUCAACAACUCGGCCUUCACCAUCUUGCUCCUCACACGCAACUUCACCUCGCGCAUGCAGGAGGUAGUCACCAACUCCGCCCUAAUGAAUGCUAUACAUAACUUCCACAAGUACAACACGGUCAUCCCGCUGCAGCCCCAGAGGAACCCUAUGCCCAACAACGAGGUACCCCUGGUCCUGAGGACCCUAGUCAUGCUCCGCGAGAGCAACCGGAACUUCAGCCACCUCGCCAGGAAGGCCAUCAGCCCGGAGAAGGUGAAACGGCAGAGGCGCGUCUGGGAGCAGGAGCAGGAGGUGUUGCGUCUGCAGGAGCAGCGGCGGCGACUCCUGGAGGAGAACCGCAGGCAGCAGGAGAGUAUAUGGCAGCAGCAGGAAUACAUCCGACUGGCCCAGGAGAACUGGGCCAACUACCACAAGCUGAGGAGUCAGAGUCCAACCCAUCUCCCACCUAAUUUUGCUCCUGCUCCAGGCAUGGCAGGGCCCUCUCCUGCCCCACCACCUAACUACCCCUCUUGGCCCCCACAGAUGCCACCUAACUACCCCUCUUGGCCCCCACAGAUGCCACCUAACUACUCCUCUUGGUCCCCACAGAUGAACCCAUAUACCCCUUGGCCCCCCUCACCACAGUCUCCAGCAAACAUUACGAUCCAGAAUGCAUCAUGCAUCAUGAUUGGGAAUGACUCUACUAUGACUAUAGGAGACCCGAGUGUGAUUCAGGAGGAUCUAAAUGAGGACUUACUACAGGAGGAUCUGGAUGAGGACUGACUGCACUGUGAUUCAGGAGGAUCUAGAUGAGGACUGACUGCACUGUGAUUCAGGGUGAUCUAGAUGAGGACUGCCUGCAAUGUGAUUCAGGGUGAUCUAGAUGAGGACUGCCUGCAAUGUGAUUCAGGAGGAUCUAGAUGAGGUCUGACUGUAUUGUGAUCUGGAUGAAGGCUGACUGCUGUGUGAUUCAGGGUGAUCUGGAUGAGGUCUGACUGCUGUGUGAUUUAGGGGGAUCUGGAUGAGGACUGACUGCUGUGUGAUUUAGGGGGAUCUGGAUGAGGACUGACUGCUGUGUGAUUUAGGGGGAUCUGGAUGAGGACUGACUGCUGUGUGAUUUAGGGGGAUCUGGAUGAGGACUGACUGCUGUGUGAUUUAGGGGGAUCUGGAUGAGGACUGACUGCAGACACAGGCUCAGAGCUCUUCUCAGGACACUGUGCUCUUACGGCAGUAAUGCUGCAGGCAUGCAAGUACAACAGUACUUCAGUACAACUGAAAUGCUACAAGAUGAGUUCAAACUCAAAUUUGUUCUCAAAAUGAUUAUUUCUCUCAAUUUUGUAACUGACUAGUAAUUCUAUGUUCUCUUAAAAUGACAUCAUACCAGUG